Messenger RNA from Alexandromys fortis (reed vole), 584 nucleotides. RefSeq names its product alpha-1-syntrophin-like. Gene Ontology annotation, cellular component: intracellular anatomical structure; dystrophin-associated glycoprotein complex; sarcolemma. The annotation marks the transcript as partial. The record is from RefSeq and is a predicted model, not a curated record. Lineage: Eukaryota; Metazoa; Chordata; Mammalia; Rodentia; Cricetidae. Gene Ontology annotation, molecular function: structural molecule activity. The transcript is spliced from 2 exons.
UGGCACGUGUUUGAGUGGGAAUCUAGAAAUCUGUGUAUAUAUGUGUAUGUUGUCGCUUUUUUGUCCCUAGAUCCUGCGAGGGUCUAACACCUAUGGCUGGCAAUGUAUCUACAAACUCAGUCCUUAUUUCUCAUGGACACCCUGUGUGGUUUCUUCCAGUUUGGCAGUGGGUGGGUUUCCUGGAUCAGAUGCUGACCAGUGACAUGUCCUAUUUUUUAAUCCCAUGUGCCUUCAGGUAUCUGGAAAUCUGGGCAGCAGAUGGCCAGGACACCCUCUUCUUGAGGGCCAAGGAUGAGGCCAGUGCAAGGUCAUGGGCAGGUGCCAUCCAAGCCCAGAUCAGCACUUUCAUACCUUGGGUCAAGGAUGAGCUGCUGGCACUGCUGACAGCCACAGGUACAGCUGGGAACCAGGACAUCAAGCAGAUUGGCUGGCUGACAGAACAGCUGCCCAGUGGGGGUACGGCUCCAACCCUGGCCCUGCUGACGGAGAAGGAGUUGCUCCUCUACUGCUCUCUCCCCCAGACUCGAGAGGCCCUGAGCAGGCCAGCCCGUACUGCCCCGCUCAUUGCCACCAGGUACCAAGGA